CCCACCCCAGCCAAGAGUGGGGGGAGAGAAGCAGCUUUUUUAUAAAUAGCUCCGUUCCUGUUGUAUUUGUAAAUUUGGUGCUUUUUGUGUCAGUGACAUCACCCUCUUCUCCAUGGCAACCCCCUCUGAUAGCAAAACUGCAGGGCACUGCCAGAGGAACUCAAACCAGCACAUGAACAGGUUGAAUUGAGAUGAGUUAAUUGAGAAAUAGUGCAGGGGCAACAGGAGGGGGUGGGAAACAGCAGCGAGGAGGUUCCUGCCAGCUCUGCUGCCCUGGAAAACUGUCCCCUGGAAUGGCUGUUUCCCAAAGCUCUGCCCCAUCUCCUCUUUGUGUAAGUCCCUGUCAGGAGGAGGCAGGUGGAAGGCAGGCAGGCAUCUUAUUCCCCAUCUCCUGUGUGUCUGGAGAGCAGCACUACAGGUGACUAAGCAGGAGGAGCAUGGUUGACUCACUCCUGAGUUAUUUUCUCACUCCUGUUCUCUUCCCCCUCCCAUCUUUUCUGUUUGUUUUUUAGCCUUCACCGGACAGUUUGCAUUUUUCCCCAGGCCCUGAUGUGAAAGAAUUAGCAGCAGGCUUUCUUGUUACCUAAUGUUCACAAAAAUGUGCUUGUGGUUAUCCACGGGGGAAAUGGAAGCCAACUCCAAAAGCAAGAAAAAAGAGUUCUCUGGAUAAAACACCUCCAUCUUAAAAAAAAAAAAGUGCAUCUCCUUUCUGAAUUGUUCAGGAAAUACUAAAGUGACUGACAUGCCAGAAAGCUGUAAAUAACUGGCUUCUUUAUCAAGAUACCUGUGGAAAACACCUAAUUGCCUCACUGGCUGCCCUGCUGGUCUUGACUUGAUUUCUGACCCAGCUGCAGUGGGGGAAGCCAUUGCACUCGCUGCCUUGACUACAGCAUUGGGUCCUGCUGGUUUCCACUUGGGACUGAGGAGCAGGAACGUAAUGGUUCCAGCUGCUUCAAUCAGCUUCAUAAAUCUGUCCUCAUUUACACACCUAUGAAGUCUGAAGCCUUAGAAUGGUUUCCCUUCCUUCUGCAGGGUGCCAGGAGACCUGGUGCUGAAAUUUAGCCUGCAGAGGUGUCAGCCUUGUAUUAGAGUUGGUGUUUUUGUGACACAGUGGGACACAUGUUGGUCUUGUGUAACUUGUCCAAGGUUCCCCGAGUCCUGACAUCCAGAGAGGGGCAAGGCAACACUCCCCACCCUGGGAAGGAACUCUGUGAUGGGGUAGCACUGCACCUGCCAGUCAUGGCCUGCCAUUUGCAGGGCCCAGGAGCCUGGAACCACAGACUCUCCCAGUGUGAGGCUCUGCUACUGCAGCUCCCUCCCCAUCCCAGUGUGAAGCCAAGCCUGUGAUUUCCAGGCUUGGUUGAGGGGAAAUGCACGGAGUCUUUACACACCGAAAUAUUGAUGAGUAUCUUGCUCUUGCCUUUUGUGCAAAAUGCCACUCAAGGCACUGUGCCAUCCUCUCUGCUGAGCUCACAGCAUCAGCCCACGACAAGAAAGGUCCCAGAAAACAUUGACUCACUGCAUCCCAGCAUCCUGCCAGGGGAUGUGUCUGCAGUGAGAUCUCCUCAGCUGGAGCGAAGUUCAAUGGAAUGGAUCACUGUGAGGCUGUUUUACCUUCCCUGAGUGUGCUGCCACCUGUGCUGCCUGCCAGGACAAGGGCUGGGGGGCACUGGGAUCGCUGCCAGUGCUGGGCAGGACGCAGCUGGAGCUGGGGGUUUGCAUGUGCAGGAGGAGCUUUCUGGAGAAGCUUUCAGAUGAAAUUGCUGAGAAUUUUUGCCUGAAGCAAGGGAUGUUUCCCAUGUUUAAGACAAGCAGUAACCUGCAGUUAGAAGGAAGAAGGGACUGAAUUCACUCCAGAAGUAUUUCUCCAGGAUCUUUUUUUCAAGGAGGCAAAAUGAUGGUUCCUGCCUUGAACUGGAAGGUUUUUAAUUGGCACGGUUUGAAGAAAUGUUGGUGAAAGCAAGAGAAAGGAGAUAGGUUUUUUAAGGAUCUAUCUGAAUGGCACCUGAACAACCAGUUUAUUGCUGUUGAAAACUAUUUGUGGAGAGACCAGAGGAGAGGUCCUUGUCCCAGCUGCAGGAAAAACCUUAUUUAAGGGACCAAGAAAGAAGACAAAGAGGAGAAGGUGAGAUGGUCCCAGGAGGCUCUGCUUUCAGCAUAUGUCGUUUUCCGAGGCUUCUCUGUGCCGAGUGCUUCUGUGUCCCAUCUGCUACCACACCCUGAAAUCAAACUCGGCAGCUUAGGUGCACCAGGCACUGUACAAACAUGUCAGACUUGCCUCCACCCCUUUUUCUACUCCCGCUUUUUCCUGCCGUCUUUCUCUCUCAAGUUUAUCGGCGUGUCAGCGGAUUCUGGUGGCGGAGCAUUCCCACCUCACCUCUGGGCACAGAGCAAUGAGGAGUCAGGGGUAAGUGCCCUCCUGCAGAUUUGGGCAUGGACAUUGACUUGCUUGCUUUAAAGCCAUAACAGCCAUCCUAAUGGCCGCUGUUCUGUGGGAUUUGUGCCCUGUGUUUACAGAGGACUGGGUUUGUCAGUUUGAACUAACGUCUCCACUCCCCAGUGGCUGUGCUGCCUUGGCUUAACCCCUUCCCUUCGGAGCUGAGCCGUGCCACGGAUCGGUGUAACGAUCGCACGUGUGUUGGCAGUGCCAGCCUGGGGCGAAGGGAGAGCAGAAUAGUUCGAGGGGUCAUACAGUUUUUUCUCUCAAGGGAUGGUUCUGAACGGGAAGAAAAACCGGGAGCUGGAUUCCUUUGCGAAGGAGUUUACUUCAUCUUUGCUCCUACAGCCCAGCAACACUGUCCUCCAAUCGGCUUUGCUGCAUGACAGUGGGAGAGUUUGCCUCCAGACCCUUCUUGCUCCUCUCCCUUGGAAUUGUCCACCACCAGCAUUGUUGCAACAGGACUGCCAGACACUAGUGCUUUAAUGCAUUUGGGGACAGAGCACUGAAAAACAGAAGAGAAAUUUGUGUUCCUCCGGUCCUGUAGGAAGAGUUCUCCUCCUCUCCCUCCCCUCUCGGAGCUGGCCAGAGCAGUUUGGCGGAUGAGCUGCGGGAGGACUUGGAAAUGAUGGGACCGGCUUUGCUGAGCCCGGGGCCGGAGCGUUCCCUCCGGUCCGGGCGGGAGGAAUGUAGGGAGCUGUGUCCAGAUCCGCGAUAGCGGCGCGAGGAGCCGAUGAGCGUCAUGUUCCGCAAGAAGAAGAAGAAACGCCCGGAGAUCUCGGCUCCGCAGAACUUUGAGCACCGUGUCCACACCUCGUUUGACCCAAAGGAGGGCAAAUUUGUGGGCCUGCCCCCCCAAUGGCAGAACAUUCUGGACACGCUGAGGCGCCCCAAGCCAGUGGUAGAUCCUUCGAGGAUCACGAGGAUGCAGCUCCAGCCCAUGAAGACUGUGGUACGGGGCAGCACUGUGGAAGUGGAAGGCUACAUCUCGGGGCUGCUCAACGACAUCCAGAAGCUCUCUGCCAUCAGCUCGAACACCCUGAGGGGCAGGAGCCCCACCAGCAGGAGGAGAGCCCAGUCCCUGGGGCUCCUCGGGGACGAGAGACCCCCGGACAUGUAUCUCCAGAGUCCUGAAGCAGACUGGGCAGACAAGUAUGGGAACUACCUCAGCUGCAAUGGUGGCUCCAAGGUGGCCCGGAGGCAGACCAUGUGGCCGGACUACAAAGCCCGGCUGGAAGGCCAGUCCCAUCCCAACGGGAUGGUGACAAAAGCGCAGUCCCUGGGCCCGGCGGAGUUCCAGGAUGCCGACGGCAGCUGCCUCCAGCGCACCCCUGCUGUGCCGGGGGACAGCGACACCGGGCCGAGGAGCCCGGAGGAGGGCUGGGCCCAGCGAGCAGCCGGCUCCAGGCCCUCGGGGGAGGGCAGCCCCAGCUCCAAAUCCCGGGAGAACAGCCUCAAGAGGAGGCUGUUGCGCAGCGUUUUCCCCUCAUCCAGCGCCUCAAACAAGCCGGGCUCUUCCCUGCAGAUCAAGCCUAACGCUUUCUUCAGGCCCCAGCAGUGGGGCUCCCCGCGCAGCCCUGCAGCCAAAGCCCAGUCUCUCCCGCCAGAUCCGCCCGCCUCCGAUUUCCCCAGGGGGGUCUCAGAAGCCGAGACCCCCCAGAAGUCGCCGCCAGUGGAGAAGGUGGCGGCAGUGCCCCUGAGCCGGCCCUCGCCAGCCGGGUCCCCCCGCAGCCGGCACACCCAGACCAGCUCCAGCAACCUCCACCUGCCCCCGGACUCUGCUGGGAAGGGGCAGCCGGCCGGCGAGGACCCCAUGGUGGUGACCCACGAGCAGUUCAAAGCUGCCCUGAGGAUGGUCGUGGACCAGGGGGAUCCGCGGGCGAUGCUGGAGAACUACGUCAAGAUCGGGGAGGGCUCCACGGGCAUCGUGUGCAUCGCGCGGGAGAAGCACUCGGGGCGCCAGGUGGCCGUGAAAAUGAUGGACCUGAGGAAGCAGCAGCGCCGGGAGCUCCUCUUCAACGAGGUGGUGAUAAUGAGGGACUAUCAGCACGUCAAUGUCGUGGAGAUGUACAAGAGCUACCUCGUGGGAGAGGAGCUCUGGGUGCUGAUGGAGUUCCUGCAGGGGGGAGCCCUCACAGACAUUGUGUCUCAAAUCAGGCUGAACGAGGAGCAGAUUGCCACGGUGUGUGAGUCGGUGCUGCAGGCUCUGUCCUACCUCCAUGCCCAGGGGGUCAUUCACCGGGACAUCAAGAGUGACUCCAUCCUUCUCACGCUGGAUGGCAGGGUCAAACUCUCAGAUUUUGGCUUCUGUGCUCAGAUCAGUAAAGAUGUACCCAAGAGAAAGUCCCUGGUGGGUACUCCCUACUGGAUGGCUCCAGAAGUCAUUGCCAGGAUACCAUACACCACCGAGGUGGAUAUCUGGUCCCUGGGGAUCAUGGUGAUAGAGAUGGUGGAUGGAGAACCCCCCUACUUUAGUGAUUCUCCAGUCCAGGCAAUGAAGAGACUCCGAGACAGUCCUCCUCCCAAACUGAAGAACUUCCACAGGACCUCCCCAGUUCUGAGAGACUUCUUGGAAAGGAUGUUGACACGGGAUCCAUUGGAAAGAGCAACAGCACAAGAACUUCUGGAUCAUCCCUUUUUGCUCCAGACAGGACUUCCAGAGUGUUUGGUGCCCCUUAUCCAACAGUACAGGAAGCGCACCUCCACCUGCUGACUCUGCCUGAGGGGAAAUUGUGGGGAAAAAGGAAUGUUUAUAAAAAAAAGAAAUCUAAAAAAUGAAGAGCCCAGGUGGUUUCAUCCUGUGAAUGGUGCUUGAAAAUUGUCAGCGAUGGUUUUAGAGGAUGAGUGUGAAUCCUGUCCGUGCAUUUGCAGCCUUCUGGGGCUUCUCCUUUGCUGAAGACAAUCAACACAGACUGGAUCCAGGUGAGACCAAGGAUAAAGCGGGUAUUCCAUGCCUUGGGAAUCACUGCUGCUGGAGGAUGGCGUUUGAAGCGGAGUCUGAAGUUGUGUAUCUGAAUGUCUGUGAGUUCUGCACACCUUGGCUGCUGACCACUGAACUGGAAUGAUGUCUCCCAGUUAGAAAUGUGAUCUUUGCUUCCUUCAUUCUACACUGGAGUCCUGUGCUGACUCAUUUUGGGGCACAGACCCCUUUAAACUGUCAAACAAUGCACAAAGACUUGAAUUUUUUUCCUCUGAGACUUUUUCACAGGCAAUUUUAAUUUCCUUGGGUUAAAUGUGGACCUGGAAACCUGCCCACACUUCCCUCGGGAGUGAUGUGAUAUGUAUAUAUUUGUUUCUAAGUGGCUCUCUUGCAUCAACAGGCUUCUCUUUUGCUGCGGAAUGUGUAUGGUUUAGUGGUCAAUCUUGAAUCCAUUUCAUGAUUUUAAGCUUCUGGAAACCCUUGAACACAGGCCUCCAGGUGGACUCUGUGAAGACCAGGUGCUCCCACCACCAGGUCCUUGUGGUUGACAAUUCACCACGUGCAAGACCUCUGGUGCUGGCUGGGGCGUGAGCAGCCUGCUCCUGGGGCUGCUUUCCAGGCGCCUUUCUUUCCCAGCUCCUUCUCCCAGGAGAGGCUGAGAAAUGCUGCCCUGAGGCAGCUGUUGGGUGGCAUUUUGGGGAUGCUGUAGGAGACAGAAUGGAAAAGUUUGAGCUGUGCUGCACAUCCCAGGAUUGAUCUCUGUGUUCAUGGGAGGUGUUUGUCCAACCUCCAUCUCCCUGCAGGACGUGGGGAGACACCUCUGCUGUCUGGCUGUCGGUCUGCCCUUCCCCACCAGCCCUUGGCAUCUGAAAGGUUUCUGGUUGUCUAAACAGCUCUUUGAGUUCUUUUAACAUAGUUUUAGGUAUUUUGUGUGCUACACUCUCUGGUCAGUGAGAUCCUCAAGGUAAUUGGACUCUAGGUCAGGAUUAACAUUGUACAGUGACGGUGUGUGGUGUUGUGAGGUCUCAAGAAUAUGCUUUUGCAUGUGGAACUGGGAUUUUGUUUUGAAACUCCACAUGCAAAUGUACUGGAAUUUAAGUUAUUCUCGGGACAGUCCUUCUGUGCCAGAAACUAACCUCAGAAUUGCAUUUUCUUCAGAAGAUGUUCAUAAUCUCUGUCCUCUGCUAUUUGCUCCAGUUACAGAUCCUGCUUCAAAAUUGAAGCCACAGUUGAUUACUUGAAGUAAUUUGGGACGGAAUUGAUCUGCACUGAUGCCAUCACAGGGUGGGCACCCAGUCUGUGGAACGUGUAGGUUGGCUCUGUAUCUGUGGGGAGGGAACACCUGGUGAGGGUGGCUCACCCCCUUGUCUCAGACACCUGCUGAAGGAUGAAAUCACUCUCUCCCUCACCUGUGGCAGGUAGAGGGGUCACAGGGGGUUUGCCUAGACUGGAUGUCGAAGUUUGGGGCUGAUGGAGUUGAUUGAAAUUAAUUCAUUUAGCUCCUCCUUAGCUGCACUGGAAAGUUUUUGACUUAAAAUGUUUAUGUAUUUCAGAUAUAUUACUUUUUUUUUAAUGCAAAAGAGCAGGGCUUGGAAAAGAUUUAUAAUUUGAAACAAACACUCCUGCUGGUCUGUAGUUGUGAAUCCUUUGCACUUGUGUUUUAAAUUAAAGUAGAUCUUGAUUUAUUCAUAA
Messenger RNA from Pipra filicauda (Wire-tailed manakin), 7049 nucleotides. RefSeq names its product serine/threonine-protein kinase PAK 6. The coding region runs from base 3171 to 5150 and encodes 659 amino acids. NCBI's taxonomy places the organism in Eukaryota, Metazoa, Chordata, Aves, Passeriformes, Pipridae. Gene Ontology annotation, biological process: protein phosphorylation; intracellular signal transduction; regulation of MAPK cascade. Gene Ontology annotation, molecular function: protein serine/threonine kinase activity; ATP binding. Gene Ontology annotation, cellular component: cytoplasm. The record is from RefSeq and is a predicted model, not a curated record. The transcript has 13 exons.